Molecule: messenger RNA, 514 nt
Organism: Humulus lupulus (European hop)
Lineage: Eukaryota; Viridiplantae; Streptophyta; Magnoliopsida; Rosales; Cannabaceae
Exons: 3
Coding region: 95-439 (114 amino acids)
Source: RefSeq, a predicted model, not a curated record
AUGUAGUAUAAUAUAUUUCGAGUUAUGCGAUAGAGAGAUAUCACACUUUUUUGGUUUCAUUGAGCCAUCGUGGUCAUCGAGAAUUGGGACAAAUAUGGAUAAUCAGGCUGAAAUUAUCUCAGAGCGUAUCAAUAACACAGUAAUGGGUCAAACUUGGUUAAUGCCAUAUCAUUUCUUUGUCUCUUCACACAUUAAGCGAAAGACAGGAAGGAAUGAAAAAAAUUACAAGUGGAAAAUAGUCAAUUGCCCUCGUCAAACAUCGUCAGUAGAAUGCGGCUUUUAUAUCAUAAGGAUGAUGAAUGACUAUUGCUUGAAUGAGACACCAAUGCGAUGGCUAACUAGUAAUUGUGGUGGAAAGAAUACAUAUACACUUGGUGAAAUUAAUGAAACUCGAAAUGAAUGGGCAGCCAAGCUUCUUGAGCGGAUGAGUCAUAGCUAGAGUAACUUUUGAAAUUAGAAUUAAAAAAUAUACUAAUUGUAGUAUUUAGUUAGUACUUACAUAGUUAUUCCAAGU